This is a messenger RNA of Diplodia corticola, 873 nucleotides long. RefSeq names its product thioredoxin-like protein. The coding region runs from base 1 to 873 and encodes 290 amino acids. The record is from RefSeq and is a predicted model, not a curated record. The transcript has 2 exons. NCBI's taxonomy places the organism in Eukaryota, Fungi, Ascomycota, Dothideomycetes, Botryosphaeriales, Botryosphaeriaceae.
AUGCCUCUUCUCAAGCUUCGCCCCGCCCGCAAUGCGCGGCACAAUUCAGUGUCCGGCUCUGAUAUGACCGCUUCUUCCUCCCCCACCUCCUCCACCAGGUCUUCCCACAGCUCCAACGGCACCGUCAGCACCAAUGUCUCCAGCAUUUCGUCCUUUGACCACGACCAUGCCCGCAACAGUUCCGUUUUUGGAUCCUGCUCCUUUGACGCCGAGGACUAUUUCAACAGGCUGCGUGAGGACGUAAACGUCUCCGACGACUGCCCCAGCGAGAAGUCCCUCCAAGAAGCCGGCGACACUAUCAUUUACGACGUCGACGGCAUUGGCCGGCCCUUCAAGAACUUCUUCCAAGGCGACAUGGCCAUCGGCCAGCGUCAAUUGGUGCUCUUCGUGCGGCAUUUCUACUGCGGCGCCUGCCAAGCCUACCUCCAAGCCCUCACCAAAUCCAUCGACUCCCAAACCUACUUCACCAUGCCGACGCCCACCAACAUCAUCGUCGUCGGCUGCGGCUCGCCCAGCAUGAUCCCCGCCUACAAGCGCUACACGGGCUGCCCAUUCCCCAUCUUCGCCGACCCCACGCGCUCGCUCUACCGCGCCCUCGGCAUGUCCUUCUCGCUCGACAUGGGCAGCCGCCGCCCCGAGUACAUGAAGGACAUCGCGCCGCCGGCGUGGAUCGCCGGCCAGCUGAAGCAGGUGGGCCAGCAGACGCGCGUGCAGGGCAUGCGGAAGGCGAUGCGGUGCGGCAAUUGGUUGCAGGUGGGAGGCGAGUUUCUGUUCGAGGACGGCGAGGUGAUUUGGUGUCACCGGAUGAGGAAUUAUCGCGAUCACACCGAGGUGAAGGCGUUGAGGAGGCUGUUGGAGAUUGAUGACGAUUGA